Messenger RNA from Trichobilharzia szidati, 747 nucleotides. The record is from the annotation of a GenBank genome assembly. Lineage: Eukaryota; Metazoa; Platyhelminthes; Trematoda; Strigeidida; Schistosomatidae.
AUGUUUCUUAAACAUCCUCAGUUGCAUAGUGAUAGUGCUAGUUGUACUACAUCCUGUAUACAUGAUUUUAUUUCACAAUUUGAUGACGGUCAAAGCAUAAAUGUGUGGGAUCCUAUCAAGUUCAAUCAGUUAUUCUCGCUAAUUGAAAUAGUUGAUCCUGCAUUCAGCGAAUACCUUGAAAUGAAAAGUGCCAAAGAAAUGCCAUUCUGUUUUCGUUGGUUGCUAAUUCAUUUUAAAAGAGAAUUUUCCUACAAUGAUACUAUGAUAUUAUGGGAGGUAAUUUGGACAGAUUAUCGUACAAAAAAUUUCCAUAUAUUUUUCGCUGCUGCUGUGCUAUUAAUGCAAAGAGAUAAUAUAAUGAACAGGAAAUAUGAUGCAAAUAGUAUAUUAAAGCAUGUGAAUGAAUUAUCAAUGAAAAUUCCACUAGAAGCAUCCCUUAAUUAUGCUACAGCUUUACUGUCUCAGUUAGAACAAAUUUCCGAUUCUCUACCGAAAUCCGUACGGAAUAUUAUCCAUGGACAGUCGUUGGCGAUGUCUAGACAUGUCAGUGAAUCAAAACAGAAAGGAAUCAAUUGUCCAGAUCCACCAUCUAUAUACGACUAUUCGCCGACACUAUUAAAUGAAGAAUUAGAGGUGCUGAUGGACAAUGAAAUGUAUGAUCCUAAUAAAGAUGUGACUAAUCAGUCUAUACUAAUGAUUCCUUCUGAUACUAAUCGACAGUUUUUUUCAGUGAUUUUAAUGAAUUAA